This is a messenger RNA of Venustampulla echinocandica, 453 nucleotides long. RefSeq lists its product as uncharacterized. The transcript has a single exon. The coding region runs from base 1 to 453 and encodes 150 amino acids. NCBI's taxonomy places the organism in Eukaryota, Fungi, Ascomycota, Leotiomycetes, Helotiales, Pleuroascaceae. Gene Ontology annotation, molecular function: catalytic activity. The record is from RefSeq and is a predicted model, not a curated record. Gene Ontology annotation, biological process: DNA repair.
AUGGCCGUUACAGAAUUCCAAGAGCGCGUCUACGCUCUCUUAAACCAGAUUCCCAAGGGCCGUGUAACGACUUACGGCUCCCUUGCACGCGCCCUGAACACCUCACCACGCGCCAUCGGCAACGCGCUACGGAACAACCCCUUCGCUCCUGAAGUCCCUUGCCACCGCUGUGUGAAUACGAGUGGCUAUGUGAACGGGUACCACGGAGAGGUGAUCAAGAAAACGACCCCUAAAAGGUCCCAAGACGGCGCCCCCCAACGGAAGUCAAGGCAGUCAACUACUCGGGGGAAGAAAAGGCAGAUUGAGGAGCGAGUUAAGACUAGUCCGCCGUCUGGAAUCAAUGUGACGAUGAAGUUGCAGAUGCUAAAGGAAGAAGGUGUUGAGUUCGAUGAGCGGGGAAUGCUAAUUGACAACUCGGGGAAGAUACUAUGGGAUGGGCCGUGGAAGAUGUAG